AUGUACACCACAGGUCUGAAAGGAUCUGCUUUGUCUGGGCUUCUAGAAAUAGCUAGUGAGCCAGCUGAUAAGCAUGCCUAUGAAGUGGAAGAAUCUGCUUCUCUGCAAGGACUCUCUCACAAAAGCAAGGCUAAGGGCUUUGUUACACAGCUAGUGAUUCUAAUCACUGGUGGAGAAUCCAGUCGUGAAGUUGAAUUGCCUGUCAGGAAACUGAGGAACAUUGGAAGCAUUCUCCUCUAUGUUGUUGGAACUGGUGUGCAGAAUACAGCUCAUCUUCAGCAAAGAGCCAGCAAACCUUUUGCUGAUGAUGCAAGGGGAAUGUUCACAGUGGAAAGCCUUGACGCACUGAAACCCAUCGAAAGGAAUAUUGUCAAUCAGGUCUGUCAGUCCAAAUGUCUCCCUGGCCAAGAUUGCAACAUAGAUCUUUCUAUAGCAGUUGAUGCUUCAAGGCGCAUGCAACCAGAACCCACAGUGCUCCUGAAACAGAGAUUGCAAGCAUUCCUCCCCAGACUUUUACUCCAGAUGAAAUCAUUACCAAAUACCAGCUGUAAAGCUCCAGUCAACAUUAGAUUCAAGUUUCAAGUAUUGACACAGACCAAACAAUUAAUCUUUGACUCUGGUUUUGAAGACUACAAUGAAGAGAUCAUCCAGAAGUUCUUAGAUGCACAGGCCACUGUGGAUACCUACCUGAAUACAGAUUUCUUGCAGGCACUUGAGGAGAAGUUCUUUAAUGUGACCUCUGCUGAAGUUAAGGUUCUAUUAGUAUUUUCAGAUGGGCUGGAUGAUUCGCUGGAAGAUCUCAGGAAAGCAUCUGACUCACUUCGCUUUAAAGGUCUUGAUGCACUCCUAUUAGUUGGCCUGGACAAUACACAGAACUUGACUGAAUUUUGGGAGAUAGAGUUUGGCAGAGGGUUUGGAUACAACGAACCUCUGAGUGUUGGGUUUGCAGAGAUUGCAAGCAUCUUGCAGAGAAACCUUGAUACUGUUGCAGAAAGGAAAUGUUGUAAGGUUAUUUGUAAAUGCCUUGGAGAAAAUGGUGAUCAUGGUGUCCGGGGAAGUCCAGGAAGGAAGGGAAAUACGGGUUACAGAGGAUCUCCUGGCCAUCCUGGUGAGGAAGGUGGGGUUGGGGGCAGAGGCUACAGAGGAAAUCAGGGUGAAUAUGGUGAGAGUGGAUUUGAUGGCACUGAUGGAGAGCAGGGCAGAAAAGGCCCUAGAGGAGAACCAGGUGAACGAGGAGAAUCUGGUCUAAGAGGAGAUUAUGGAGAUCCUGGGGCUGACAAUAGUGUUAGUGGUCCUAAAGGUGAAAAAGGAAGCCUAGCACCGCAGGGAGAUCCAGGCCCACGUGGACUCCAAGGAGAGCAGGGUGAUGCUGGCCCUGAUGGUGCAGCAGGUCGAAGAGGCCCUCCAGGUAUAAAGGUACCAGCAGAAAAAAAUAGUCCAAGUAACAGGAUUACUGAGGGUAACAGGACAAAACUGGAGUCUCUGAAAAUGGAAUUGUGCCUUGUUGUUGUUGCACUAAAGCACAAGAAUGCUGAUGAGGGUGAGCAAGGAGAUCUGGGAGAAGCAGGUUACCUGGGCGAGACUGGAAUUCCAGGCCCACAGGGCCCAACAGGACCACAAGGGACCAGAGGACCUCCAGGACCACAAGGCAUGCCAGGCCCUCUGGGUAGUCUGGGACCCCCAGGUUCACCUGGCUCUGUUGGAAAGUUAGGUGCAAGAGGAGCAAAGGGUGAGCCUGGUGACCCUGGAGAGAAGGGCCCAGUCGGACCACCUGGACAGAGAGGCAUGCCUGGCAUGGAUGGCAGAGAUGCCUAUGGUCCUGAAGGAAGCAAAGGAGCAAAGGGAGAAUCUGGAUUCAUAGGAUAUCCUGGCCCAGAGGGAGAAGAUGGAGACCCAGGCAUUCCAGGAGCUGAAGGACCCAAAGGAACUAGGGGUAGAAGAGGUAAUGCUGGCACACCAGGUUCCCUGGGAGAUCCAGGAGAUCAAGGGCCAUCAGGACCUAUGGGUGCCAAGGGACAAAUGGGCACCAUUUUAAUGGAACCUUGUGAACUUGUGAAUUUUACAAGAAAAAACUGCCCUUGCUCAUCAGGUAAGUCCACAUGUCCAGCUUACCCAACUGAAGUGGUGUUUGCCUUCGAUAUGUCUGAUGAUGUUACACCAGCUGCAUUUGAAAGGAUGAGAAACAUUGUCAUGUUGUUGCUGAGGACCAUUAGGAUCAGUGAAAGCAAUUGCCCAACAGGCGCUCGUGUCUCCAUUGUUUCUUUCAACACCAAUAUGCGCUAUCUCAUCCGAUUCUCAGAAUUCCAAAAAAGCAACUUGCUGCAACAAGCAGUCCAGAGAAUACCUCUGGAGAGAUCCACUGGAAAGCGAAAUAUUGGGGCAGCCAUGAGAUUUGUUGCAAGAAAUGUCUUCAAACGUGUUCGUCAUGGCAUCCUCACAAGAAAAGUAGCCCUAUUUUUUGCCAAUGGUCCAUCGCAGGAUGAUGUUGCCAUCAGCACAGCUGUGCUUGAGUUGAGUGCCUUGGAUAUCACUCCAGUGGUUAUUGCCUUCAGCGAAGUGCCAAAUGUCAGACGUGCCUUCUCAAUUGAUGACACUAGAAGAUUUCGAUUAUUUGUUUGGGAAAGACAACAGGAUGAAAAUUUGGAGGGCAUCACAUAUUGUACACUUUGCUUUGAUAAAUGCAAACCAAGAACCAACUGCGAGGUGCCCAUUUUUCCCCCAGUUGUGAUGGAUAUGGAUAUCACUUACAUCAUGGACAGCUCUCACAGUGUCAGCAGUGAAGAGUUUCAGAGAGCCAAAGACUUUGUGAACAACAUGCUAGAUCAGUUUGUUGUUUCCUUACAGCCAAACGAAUCAUACGGAGGCAUCAGAGUGGCACUGGUGCAGCAAGCUCCUAGGGGCUUCCUGCCUGGCAGAAACCAGACACCUGUGGCCUUGGAGUUUGAUCUAGUUACAUACAGCAGCAAAGAUUUGAUGAAGAAACACAUCCAAGAGUCUGUUCAUCAACUGGAAGGACCAUCAGCCAUUGCUUCUGCUCUACAGUGGACAGUUGAAAAUGUAUUCUUUAAAGCCCCCAGACAAAGGAAACACAGGGUCAUAUUUACAAUAGUUGGAAGCAAAACAAGCACGUGGGACAGAGAGAGGCUGAAAGAGAUUUCACUCGGAGCCAAGUGCCAAGGAUUCACUUUGUUCACUCUUGCGCUUGGCAGUGAUGUGAGUGACAGUGAGCUGAUGGAGCUGCCAAGUUCCCCCACAGAGCAGCACUUACUGACACUGGGCAGGGUUUCGACAGCGGAGAUGGUGUACGCUCAGAGGUUUAGCCGGGCAUUUCUAAAUCUUCUACAGCAAGAAAUGAACAGUUAUCCUUCACCUGAACUUCAAGAAGAGUGUGAAAACUUAGAUCGGGGAGACAUACAACAGCAAGUGUCUAUAACUGAAAGGAUGCCUUUUCCUGGAAUGGCUGAACUUGGUUCCAGCUAUGGUUUGGAAGACACUGAAAAAACUGAAAGUAGAGUCAUGAAGAGUAUUAAAGAGAACACCAAAGAACUUGUAUACACAAUGCCAGAAAUGAGAUAUGAUUAUGAGGAGAAGAAUGAAUAUGUCACAGAGGGAGCUGCUGCGGGAGAAAAGCCACAAGAGUGUGGAGAAGCUCAGGAGGAGAACAAGGAAAACUUAGAUGCAACAGUAGAAACUAGAACUGCCUGUAAUGAUUAUGAUGUAUGUGACCUUGUUCAAGAUAGUGGAGAAUGUCAGAAUUACAUUUUGAAGUGGUACUACGACAAAGAGCAGAAAAUGUGUGGUCAGUUCUGGUAUGGGGGCUGUGGAGGCAAUAGAAAUAGAUUUGAAACACAAGAAGAAUGUGGAUUCUUGUGUAUAGAGUCUUCCUAGUGCAGAGACACUUAAGUUACUUUAAUUCUUCAGUUAGACUAUCAGGGUGAUGCGGAAAAGGGAUUCAAAGAGAAGGCUUUACACAGCCACUUGGCUCCCAUGUUUCAGUUGAAAGACAUACUUGAUUAUAACGUUAUUACCUGGUAACUUAAUUGUGAAAAUUAAAAUUUAAGCUAUUACUCCAUUGAUCUCAUAUAACAUGCUGAGUACGGAGAAAUUUGUUAGCCAACAAUGUAUUGUUUAAAAGGCAUGAAAGUAUUGAAUUUUGACUUUCUUCCAUAAAUACCAAAAUGUGCACUUUCCAAAUAUACUCCAUAAAAUAAAACAAUACCUCAGAGAUUUUCCUGAAAUAACUUUGGACGCAAGACACUAAUGUCAGAAUGUUUUGAUGUGUUUGCUUACAUUUAUCCUGUUUAUAGAAAAUACCAAAAAGCAUUUAGAUCUCAAAUGACAGACUUCCUAGGACUUAUUUCACUCUGAUUUAAAGGAUUUUCUACCACAGAGUCAUUCUUGGUUUCUUAAUUAUUUUUUUCCUGAAUAAUCCAACAUGCGAAU
Messenger RNA from Chiroxiphia lanceolata (lance-tailed manakin), 4443 nucleotides. It is a transcript of the gene COL6A6, whose product is annotated as collagen type VI alpha 6 chain. The transcript has 32 exons. The record is from RefSeq and is a predicted model, not a curated record. Bases 1 to 3888 code for a protein of 1295 amino acids. Gene Ontology annotation, molecular function: serine-type endopeptidase inhibitor activity. NCBI's taxonomy places the organism in Eukaryota, Metazoa, Chordata, Aves, Passeriformes, Pipridae.